Molecule: messenger RNA, 1446 nt
Organism: Prunus persica (peach)
Lineage: Eukaryota; Viridiplantae; Streptophyta; Magnoliopsida; Rosales; Rosaceae
Product: F-box protein At1g30790
Exons: 1
Coding region: 1-1446 (481 amino acids)
Molecular function (GO): protein binding
Source: RefSeq, a predicted model, not a curated record
AUGGAAAACCCUAGCAAAAGCAUCACAUCUCUCUUGGUUUAUUCUUCUUGGAAUCUUGUAUUCUCUUGUUUCAUGGGUUCAAGGGUUACUUUGAAUGAUUUUUUAACUUGUGCGUUGGAGUUCUCUGAACGGACCAGCGAAAGUCGUCCAAGGAAUAUGGAAGCUUAUCAUGAUCAUGCAAUCCCGGAGCUCCCAACCGAAAUCAUAUUCACUCAUAUACUCCCACGACUACCACCAAAGGAUCUGAUGAUGAGGUGCACGUGCGUAUGCAAGUCUUGGUCCUCCUUUAUCCGUAGCUCUUCCUUUGUCGCCGCCUUCCGCAACUUUUGCGGAAACGACAACAACAAAAGCACUACUAACUUCCUUUUCCAAAAGUAUCACCGGUUCUUGUCGUCAAAAAUAGAGAAACAAGGGAAUGUUUCAACACCCGCCGUCGGAAUUUGCGAGGUUUUCGAAUAUUGUCUGUCGUAUGACGGAAAAAUUCAGGAAUUAGGCCGAUAUUAUCCUGAUGUGCAGAGUGUCCAUGGCUUGAUUUGUGGAUCCUCUAGCUGUCAACCUGAGUUUUUUAUACUCAACCCUAGCACUCGGGAGUACAUCGAACUUCCCCAUGCAAAAGAAAGGCCAGUCAACCACUAUGCACAUCACGCAUAUCACUUUGGGUUCAGUCCACUUGCCAACGAGUAUAAGGUUCUCCAGGUGCUUUCCUUUCGUCUAGAUCAAGGAGAUAAAUGGGAUCUUGCCUUCAACACAUUCACACUAGGUAGGGAUUCUUGGUGGAGGCCAUUGCAGGUAGACCAUGGCGAUCUUCCUUUUGAUGCUCUAGCUUAUGCCUCCGACUCUCGUGGCAAGAGAAGUACUGCCAGUGUGUGCCUCAAUGGGGCCGUAUAUUGGAUCUAUGAGGAGCAGAAAAUGUUAGUUGCAUUUGACGUUAAAGAGGAGACAUUCAAAGCGCUGCCACUACCUGAAGAUUAUGAUCAAGUGUUUGCUAAUUAUUACGCUGAUCAAGAUUAUGAACAAUAUUCUGGAAUUGAUGCUAAUGAUUAUUGCUGUCCAACUAUGGUUAAGGUGGGAGGAUGCGUAGGUGUGUUUGCAGACAUGUCAUGGAAACAUGACAAGAUCGUGUUAUGGAUUUUGAAGGACUAUCAAAACAUUGUGUGGGUUAAGGAGACCAUUAGCUUGGCGUCAGAGAGAGAAUACCUUGGUUAUCGGCGCUGCAUUGAAGCUUUGGGUACAAUCCACACAGGAGAGUUUGCCCUCGUGCACUAUUUUAUUGGAUUUUCACCAGGAUAUGACGAUGGUCCACCCGAAUUGCGUCUUUAUGAUAUGAAGAGCAAACAAUAUAGAGUAAUUGAUUUUGCUUUUCCUGAUUAUCAGCAAAAUAGGGUUUAUCCUUUUCCAAUUAAGUUAAUUAAUAUUUAUGAUGAUAGUAUUGUCCCCUUAAAAUGA